GGUUGUCUCCUCACCAGACUAUGAGCUCCUUGAAAGAAGGAACCGUGUGCUAUUCAUCUUUAUAUUCCCAGACUGGGACAACUGUCGAUACAUAGUUUAAGCUGAAUUUUGGGAGAUGGCCACUGCUUCACCCAGGUCUGAUACUAGUAAUAACCACAGUGAAAGGUUACAGUUACAGGUGACUGUUUCUAGUGCCAAACUAAAAAGAAAAAAGAACUGGUUUGGAACAGCAAUAUAUACAGAAGUAGUUGUAGAUGGAGAAAUCAAAAAAACAGCAAAAUCCAGUAGUUCUUCUAAUCCAAAAUGGGAUGAACAGUUAACUGUAAGUGUGACACCACAGACUACACUGGAAUUUCGAGUUUGGAGUCAUCACACUUUAAAAGCAGAUGCUUUAUUAGGAAGAGCAACUAUAGAUUUGAAACAAGCUCUGUUAAUGCAUAAUAGAAAAUUGGAGAAAGUAAAAGAACAAUUAAAACUUUCUUUGGAAAAUAAGAAUGGCAUAGUGCAAACUGGUGAAUUGACUGUUGUACUUGAUGGAUUAGUGAUUGAGCAAGAAAAUCUUCCAGCCUGCACCUCAUCUCCAACCAUAGAAAUACAGCAAAAUGGUGAUGCCUUACAUGAAAAUGGAGAGCCGUCAGCCCGAACAACUACCAGGUUGGCUAUUGAAGGUACUAAUGGAGUGGAUGACCGUGCACCUACAAACGCUAUAGUCCAAAACGCAUGCCAUUUGUAUAUAGUUAACGGAGACAGUGCACCGUCGCCUCCAUCUCAGGUUGCUGCCAGACCCCCAAACACACCAGCUGCAAAAUCACUCUCCUCUGAGCCUACCAGUGAUACUGUUAAUGGAGAAUCAUCCUCAUCUGCACCAACUGAUCAUACUUCUACCAUGGAUGUUCCUGUAGCGUCUGAAGAAACCUCUUUAACUUCAAAUUGCACUAGUGCUGCCAUAGAAGAUCCUCCCCUUCAAGAGAUAGCAGCUUCCUCAGAACACAGUGAAUGUAUCCCUUCAUCCAGUGCAGAACUAGAAUCUGAAGCUAGGAGAACAGACCCUGACUCAUCUAAUUCUGGAAGUAGUUCUGCUUUUGACAAAUUAAGGCAGUCUGAUGGGUGUGUGGAACCUGGACGACAGCAGUCUGCAAAUACCAACGCAGAAUCUUUGCCAUCGGGGUGGGAACAGAGAAAAGAUCCUCAUGGUAGAACCUACUAUGUAGAUCAUAACACUCGAACCACCACCUGGGAGAGACCACAACCCUUGCCUCCGGGCUGGGAAAGAAGAGUUGAUGAUCGUGGAAGGGUUUAUUAUGUGGAUCAUAACACCAGAACAACAACGUGGCAGCGGCCUACCAUGGAAUCUGUUCGAAAUUUUGAACAGUGGCAAUCUCAGCGGAACCAGCUGCAGGGAGCUAUGCAACAGUUCAACCAGCGAUACCUCUAUUCGGCUUCAAUGUUAGCUGCAGAAAAUGACCCAUAUGGUCCUUUGCCACCAGGCUGGGAAAAAAGAGUGGAUUCAACAGACAGGGUGUACUUUGUAAAUCAUAACACAAAAACAACUCAGUGGGAAGACCCAAGAACCCAAGGUUUGCAGAAUGAAGAACCCUUGCCAGAAGGCUGGGAAAUUAGGUAUACACGGGAAGGUGUUAGGUACUUUGUUGAUCAUAACACAAGAACGACAACAUUCAAAGAUCCUCGCAAUGGGAAGUCAUCUGUAACUAAGGGUGGUCCACAGAUUGCUUAUGAACGCAGCUUUAGGUGGAAACUUGCUCACUUCCGUUAUUUGUGCCAGUCUAAUGCACUACCCAGUCAUGUAAAGAUCAAUGUGUCCCGGCAGACAUUAUUUGAAGAUUCCUUCCAACAGAUUAUGGCAUUAAAACCCUAUGACUUAAGAAGGCGAUUAUAUGUAAUAUUUAGAGGAGAAGAAGGACUUGAUUAUGGUGGCCUAGCAAGAGAAUGGUUUUUCUUACUCUCACAUGAAGUUUUGAACCCAAUGUAUUGCUUAUUUGAGUAUGCGGGCAAAAACAACUAUUGUCUACAGAUUAAUCCAGCAUCAACCAUUAAUCCAGACCAUCUUUCAUACUUCUGUUUCAUCGGUCGCUUUAUUGCAAUGGCACUAUUUCAUGGAAAAUUUAUUGAUACUGGUUUCUCUUUACCAUUCUACAAACGCAUGCUAAGUAAAAAGCUUACUAUUAAGGAUUUGGAAUCCAUUGAUACUGAAUUUUAUAACUCCCUUAUCUGGAUAAGAGAUAACAACAUUGAAGAAUGUGGCUUAGAAAUGUAUUUCUCUGUUGACAUGGAGAUUUUGGGAAAGGUUACUUCACAUGACCUGAAGUUGGGAGGUUCUAAUAUCCUGGUGACUGAGGAGAAUAAAGAUGAAUAUAUAGGUUUAAUGACAGAAUGGCGUUUUUCUCGAGGAGUACAAGAACAGACUAAAGCGUUCCUUGAUGGUUUUAAUGAAGUUGUUCCCCUUCAGUGGCUGCAGUACUUUGAUGAAAAAGAAUUGGAGGUUAUGCUGUGUGGCAUGCAGGAGGUGGACUUAGCGGAUUGGCAAAGGAAUACCGUUUAUCGACAUUAUACAAGAAACAGCAAACAAAUAAUUUGGUUUUGGCAGUUUGUGAAAGAGACAGACAAUGAGGUGAGAAUGCGACUGCUGCAGUUUGUCACUGGAACCUGCCGUUUACCUCUCGGAGGAUUUGCCGAGCUCAUGGGAAGUAAUGGGCCUCAAAAAUUUUGUAUUGAAAAAGUUGGCAAAGACACCUGGUUACCAAGAAGCCAUACGUGUUUUAAUCGCUUGGAUCUACCACCAUAUAAGAGUUACGAACAACUAAAGGAAAAACUUCUUUUUGCAAUAGAAGAGACAGAGGGAUUUGGACAAGAGUGAAUGUGGCUUUUUGUCUUGGAGGAGCGCUUGAAUUUAAAUACCCCAGCCAAGAAAAAUUGCGCAUAGUGUAUAUAAGCUGUUCAUUCUGUACAGUGAAUUGUCUUAACCUCUCAAAGCAAAAACGUUUUCCGUUCUUCCACAGAAAUAUGCAAAACAGUUCAUCGUUUUCUACUUUAUUUAUUGUUCCCUUGAAAUGACGACCAGGAAAAAGAUCAUCCUUAAAUUUUGAAGCAAGAGACUUUAUUAAAAAGUAUAUAUCUAUAAAAGCAUAUAUGAUAGUGGCUCUAGUUUUAUAGAGCUUCAGGUGUAUUAAACAUGACAGCUGUUCAUUCACAAAGAUCUGAAUUUGCUUUACCUUGUUUCUGUGACCCAGGGGAAAUGUGCAAAAAUUGCUCCAUGUUCUUCUCCCUUAUGCAACAUCUCCAGAGGGUGUUUAGUUGCAUGGCUAUCAGGAAGGUAUUAAGGGCUUGGGCCAAAUCUCAAGUGUAUUAAAAAUGCUGCUGACUUUUCUGAAGACAGGUACUUAACCCUGUCAGUUUGUUUUAAAUAAAUACAAUAGUGAAAAAUUUCCCUCUUCGCUACAUCAGUAAUAUAGUAAGAGUAAUGAGUGAAACUGUAACUUACAUGGAAAUCAUAUGCUAGAUUUAAUAAAAUUUAGUUUGUUAUGGAGGUUGGAAACAAUUCAUUGAGCAGCAGAGAGGUUUUGUUCACAUUACUUUGGGAUGAUAGUUACUUGUGAAAUUAAAAAGAAUUGGCUGUUAAGAUCUGUGAUUCUUUAAUUCACAAUAAAUUGAUAUAGUUUGAUACUUGAAAACAUUUAAAAGGUAAUGCAAAGUUUACCAUUUUUGUUCGUGUUCAACGUUUGGUUUUAUAAAACCAAAUAAAUAAAACAGAUGGAUUGAAAAGAGUUACAAAAACAUUUGAACACUAAAACUGGAAACUAAUGAUUUUCCAUUUGUGUUUAAAUGUCUUCACUCAAUUUAAAUUCAUGGAAAUUCUGUGUAUCUGAAAAAGCGUAAACCCCCUUUUACAUAGAUCAAUUUAUUUUUAUCAUAACAGUACUUUGUAUUUCAUUAUAAAGGGCAUUUUUGAACUACAAAAAUGUAUAAAACAAAUAAAAAUUUGAUGUGAAUAAUAUAAUGCUCUUAGCAAACUAGGCUUCCUAAUACAGGAAUUUUAAUUUCCAGUUUUAAUCAUGCUUUCCAGUAUGCACUGUAAAUUUCAUUAACUUAACACUUUUUAUAAAUAUGGAACUGACUUUUCAGGGUUGUUACCUGUAAAUAUUCCACCACUCAGUACAUAUGGAAAAUACUAAUAUACAGUCUAACUUCCAUAAAGACUAGCUUUUUGCUUUGCCAAGAUUUUAUUUUUCUACAUAUUGGACUGUGUUUUGAAUUUGUACUUAAAACCCAUAGUAAAUACGAAAUAAAGGCAGUGACAGUUAGUUGAUGAGACUCCUUUCCCAAAUCCUAACUACAAACAUUCUGGUUAUUUUUAAGCCUAAUUUUUUGUUUGUUUUUAAAUGUGUAUGUUAGGUUACACAGUAGAGGCUAACCACUGUUCAUCAGGAACAAUGUCAGACAAAUUCUGUUACAAAGAAUUUACUGUCAUUCAGUGGCAGUGCAAGAGAACAUAAGUUAGCAGAUUGGACAGGCAGGGAUAGAGGUUCAGGGGGCUAGUCCUAGUAAGAAAUUACCAUGUGCCAGAGAGGCUUCAGAGAGUGCACACGAGACCACAGCAGCUUACAAAAAGACUUAAUUUGGAGACCCCAUUUCACACCCUGCUGUAAAUACAAGAAAAAUACAAAGCUAUCUUAUCUACUCAUUGGCAGAACAGCUAGAAAAAUGUGACCCACUACUCUUUCCUUCCUCCACCUCCUAACUGAUCUAAGCUGGAACAGCCAAAGGGAAAGUGGAAGUACGAGGCUCACUGUGCCUGGACACAGUUCAUGAGCAAACAGUAGACAAGAGGAAGAGUCAAAGAUGGGUUCACAUUUCUACUUCAUUUUGGUGACACUACCUCCACCAUCAGUAAAAGAAGGUUGGGACACAUUUUCACCAGUCCCAUUAGUUUUUGUCUGUCUGCCAGAAAAAGAACCUACCAGUACUUGAUGUUUUUUCUUUACUUCUUUAAGUUAAAAGUGAAAAUUUCACCAUUUCCCCCUGCUGACUUCAGUACCUGUGUCCCAUUACCCUGAAAACCAUGUAGGAUGGUACGUGUCAGCUCUGUUGUCAGGCAGCUUCACUCCUGCUUAAAAUGACUGAGUGCUAAGCUCUAUCUGGACAGAGAAAACUGCAGAUACAGAAUAGGAAGCUUUGGGUUUCUGUGAGGGUGAAACCUGGAAUUGCCGAUCCCUCAUGAGGACUUGUCACUUGAGGGGAUGAUGGUUUGCAGAAGCUCGUAAAGUGCUGUGACAAAACAUCUUCCGAAGGAGGCCCAGCAUUGCUCCACCGGCCAGUUACAGUUCUUACUAGAUUGCUGACUAAACCAGUACCUUGCUAACACCUGUUGCAGGUCUGCUGAAUGCUAAUGUCUGAAUGUGGAACAACCUGAAAACAAAUCUGUUGAAAUAUAUGGAGGGGAAAAUAAAAGUUCUCCAACACUC
Molecule: messenger RNA, 5480 nt
Organism: Octodon degus (degu)
Lineage: Eukaryota; Metazoa; Chordata; Mammalia; Rodentia; Octodontidae
Gene: Wwp1
Product: WW domain containing E3 ubiquitin protein ligase 1
Exons: 24
Coding region: 116-2875 (919 amino acids)
Biological process (GO): ubiquitin-dependent protein catabolic process
Molecular function (GO): ubiquitin protein ligase activity; protein binding
Source: RefSeq, a predicted model, not a curated record